Aspergillus welwitschiae is the source of this 1299-nucleotide messenger RNA. RefSeq lists its product as uncharacterized. The record is from RefSeq and is a predicted model, not a curated record. Bases 477 to 872 code for a protein of 131 amino acids. NCBI's taxonomy places the organism in Eukaryota, Fungi, Ascomycota, Eurotiomycetes, Eurotiales, Aspergillaceae. The transcript has a single exon.
CUUUUUUAUUUCCUCCUGUUGCAACUCUCUCUUGCUUGUACUUUAUUUAUAUUGUAUUGUGCCUGUCGUUGUUGGAGACGGUCGUUGCUGUGGUUGUUGCUGUACUAUUCACUUUAACUUACACUUACACACUGUCGUUGCCGUUGCCUGCUCUCCUGUAUUGUUCGUUACAGGUUUUCAGGAGAUACACACCAGCCAGUCGUUUCUUUUGCGCUCUCGCUCUUCGCAUCUGUCGCGCUCCCCGUUUCAGAUCUCGACUCAGCUUACUAUCGACUCGAUACUGUGGGACUUGGUUACUUCCGUUUGUUGGUACUGUUGAAAGUGGUGGAUUAUAAUUCCUGGCACGAGUUUUUUUUGGCUUUAAUCCAGCACGUUCUGGAAUCCCGCAGCCUUGCUUCCAUUGUUUCCUUCCGCACCGACCUUUUCUCGUCGCAUUCUCGCAUAUCCACCUCCACACAUACAUACAUACAUUCACGAUGAAGACCUCCACGAUCCUCCUCUGUCUCGCUCCCACGAUAGCUCUCGCCGUCGAGGCCGAUGCUCAAAUACCUCCCGCUGUGUCUCCCACGCCCUCUCUCCCCAAUGCCAACCCGCCCGCGCCGUUGCCUGAGAUCCCGACGCCGUCGAACACAGAGCUCAAUGCGAAGUUAUGGGAGAUUCGCACGCUGUUUGAGAUCGAAGAUAAUACAGAUGCGACACGGGUGCAAGAUCAACUGCCCGAACCAGCGAGUGGGAGAAUCGGCCUGGCCGCAUCAACAGGGGAAACCAAGGCGUUGCGCGCACGGAGUGAAGGCACACUCGGACAAACACCAUGGAUUGGCAUGGCUAUUGGAUUGACCUGUACGGCAUUGGCAGCAGUGAUGCUGGGGUGAUCCAGACCUUUCCUCGACUUUCAACUCGAUAUUCAUGCUGCACCAACUUGCAUUCGGAGUUAUCUUAUAAUUUCAUUUCACGACAGUCUUUGGCGACUAGACUCGGAUCGGUCGCUCUCUGCUACGAGCGUUGCUUGCAUUGCAUUGCAGCAGCCACCAUCGAAUUUAUGGCUGUGCUGCAGAAUAUUCUUUUCGCUUCUUCACUUCACUUCUUGUGAGGUCUGCAUUACUUUUUGACCUUUGCAUUCAUACCAUACCCCCAUGUAUAGACCGGGUCGUUUUACCUUUUACCUUACCUACUUCUACUGACGCUUCUUGUACGUGUACAUGAUACCUUGAUUUGUGCCAUUGAGGCUAUUGUUUGAUGAUGUAUUUACUAUUACCUUACUACUACUUACACUUACUACUUACUACUUAACUGAUCAUG